Molecule: messenger RNA, 4134 nt
Organism: Elgaria multicarinata webbii
Lineage: Eukaryota; Metazoa; Chordata; Lepidosauria; Squamata; Anguidae
Gene: TGFBI
Product: transforming growth factor beta induced
Exons: 17
Coding region: 42-2066 (674 amino acids)
Biological process (GO): cell adhesion; extracellular matrix organization
Cellular component (GO): extracellular matrix
Molecular function (GO): cell adhesion molecule binding
Source: RefSeq, a predicted model, not a curated record
GGCCGAUCGCCUUGUCCUUUCUUCUCCAUCCAUCCAUCAAGAUGCGCUCCGGACUGCUGCUUCCUUUGGCCCUGGCAAUGUGGGUCACCAUCUCGUGGGCUGCUAGGACCCCUUACCAACAGAUUUUGCAUCACAGCCGAAUCCGGGGCAGGCAUCAAGGUCCCAAUGUGUGUGCUGUGCUGAAGCUCAUUGGAACAAACAGGCAAUACCUGCCAAACUGCAAACUGUGGUACCAGAGGAAAAUCUGUGGAAAAUCAACAGUGAUUGCCUAUGAAUGUUGUCCAGGAUAUGAAGAAGUUCCUGGAGAAAAAGGCUGCCCAGCAGCUUUGCCUCUUUCAAACCUUUACGAAACACUUGGAAUUGUUGGGGCCACAACCACUCAGCUCUAUUCUGCCAGCUCUAACCUGAGUGCUGAAAUCACAGGCCCUGGGAGCUACACCAUCUUUGCCCCAACCAACGAGGCCUGGGCAUCCUUGCCUGCUGAAAUGUUGGAUUCUUUGGUGAGUAAUGUUAAUAUUGAGCUGCUAAAUGCUCUUCGCUACCACAUGGUGAAUAAGCGAGUCCUAACUGAUGAUCUGAAACAUGGAACAUCUUUCCCUUCAAUGUACCAAGAUAUUCAUAUCCAGAUCCACCAUUACCCAAAUGGAAUUGUGACAGUGAACUGUGCGAGGUUGUUGAAGGCUGACCAUCAUGCCACCAAUGGAGUGGUCCAUCUGAUAGACAAAGUCAUUUCUACAACAACAAACAAUAUCCUGCAAAUUGUUGAGAUUGAAGAAAGUCUUGAAACCCUUCGGGCUGCUGUGGCAGCUGCUGGUCUCAACAAUCUUUUAGAAAAUGAAGGCCAAUUUACACUGUUAGCUCCAACCAAUGAAGCCUUUGAGAAGAUCCCACCAGAAACUCUAACCAGGAUCCUGGGAGACCCAGAAGCUCUAAAAGAUCUGUUAAGCAACCAUAUCUUGAAAACUGCUAUGUGUGCUGAAGCCAUCAUUGCUGGCUUAUCCAUGGAAACGUUGGAGGGUAACAUGUUGGAACUCGGCUGUAAUGGUGAUGAACUGACCCUCAACGGAAAGCCAAUUAUUGCUAACAGGGAUGUCAUUGCGACCAAUGGUGUGAUACACUUUGUCAACGAACUACUCAUCCCAGAUUCUGCUAAAACUUUGUUGGAGUUGGGUAUGGAAUCUGAAGUUUCAAAGUCUAUUGACCUUUUUAGACAAGCUGGUCUCCAGUCUCAUCUCACUGGAAAUGAACGAUUGACGCUCCUGGUCCCUAUCAACUCUUUCUAUGAAGAUCACACUCCUUCAGCAGAUAGGAACUUGCUCCGGGAUCAUAUUAUUAAGGAACAGCUUUCCUCUAAGUACCUUUAUCAUGGACAGAAGCUAGAAACGCUGAGUGGGAAACAACUGAGAGUCUUUGUGUAUCGCAACAAUCUCUGCAUCGAAAAUGUCUGCAUUGCUGCCCAUGACAAGAGAGGAAGAUUUGGAACCUUGUUCUCCGUAGAUAAGAUGCUGACUCCUCCUGUCGGAACGGUCAUGGAUGUGCUUAAAGCAGACGAUCGCUUCAGUACUCUAGUAGCUGCCAUCCAGGCUGCGGGUCUGACAGAAACACUGAAUAGGCCGAGGUCAUUCACAGUGUUUGCACCUACAAAUGAAGCUUUCCAGGCCAUGCCACCAAGGGAGCUGAGAAGACUUAUGAAUAAUGCGAAUGAACUUGCUGACCUUCUGAAGUACCACAUUGGGGAUGAAAUUCUGGUUAGUGGCGCAGUUGGUGCUGUUGUAAGAAUCAAGUCUCUACAGGGUGAAAAGCUGGAAAUCAGCUCUAAAAACAACGUAAUAAACAUCAACAAGGAACCUGUUGCUGAGGCUGAUAUUAUGGCCACUAAUGGUGUGAUUUAUGCUGUAAAUACUGUUUUACAACCACCAGCUUCUAGGCCGACUGAAAGAAAUGAUGAUCCUUCAAACCCUUCACUGGAAAUCUUCAAGCAUGCCUCUGCAUUAUCCCAGGUUUCCAUAAAGAAUUCUAGGCUAGCUCCUGUGUAUUCCAGAUUGUUAGCAAGGAUGAAACAUUAAAGUGACAGCAAUUCUUCAUGUAAAGCACAACCAAGGAUUCGCCUAGCUUUUGCCAUUGGGUUGUUGAAGAGAAGGACUCCAUUAAAAAACAAAACACAAAAAACCACAACUGCCACUAGCAGCUUGUAUCACAGAAAGAUGACCUUUUCCCAACAGAAAUGAAGGAGAGAAAAUAAAAGCCAUAUAUUUAAACCAUUGUUUGAUAACGUUAAUUUUGUUCCCAUCGGUAAUUGAAAAUCUAGGGAGCGUCAGCUAUGGGUGUCUACUCCAAAACGAUUUAGGCUCAAUCCCUAGGCAUGUGAGAACUAAGAAUGUAUGACUGUGAUUGACAGUCAGCCUGAAAUCUAUGCCUCUCAGGUUAGUGCUUAAGAAAGUUUGUACGUGCUGUCAGGAAUUGAACAUCUUAUAUAGCAAAUGCUGAGUCAGACCAUUAAUCCAUCUAGCCCAGAACUAUUUCUUCUCUUGGGCAGCAACUUUUCCAGUUCUCCAGUAUGAGUUUUUCCCAUUUCUGCUGACAACCUUGUGCCUUGGCCCUGAUACAUGCAAACCAUGCACUCUGCCACUGAGCUACAUGCUUUCCCCAAUUGAGAUGUUUUCCUACAUUAAGAUCCCCCCACCCCAGAUAUUCAAAUAUUUCUGAUAUGAAAUAGUUGCGGAUUUGGCUUCCGAAAAGGAAGCUACUGAGCUUUUGAAUUAGUCUGAAUUAAUCUCAGGUUGGCUUCUGUUUUAUACUACAUUCUGUCUACAGUCUGAAAAAAAUGCAGUAGUUUAGAAUGCCCCUACAGUUUUGCAGAAAUUCCCUGCAAAGAUUGGUGAAGCUCAUGGCCUAAACUGUAUUCUUUGUCCUUGGGGGCCAAUCGGAGGGUCAGUUUUUUUAUAAGGUGCUAAUAACAGAUUUUCCUAUUUCAUUGAGUUUUUGUUGUGAACUAUUUUUAGGAGAGUCACAGAACCAUCUAGUAUUCAUUUCUCUAUGUUCCGUGUCAGAAUCAUUAGCUUGUACUUGUAGGUUAGAAACUGUCUCUAAACCUUGAUGCUGGUUUUUAAAAAUAAAAAUAAAUCACAGAGUAAAGAAGCUUCGCAUUAGAGUAAGCAUCCAGCUUUGUGAAUUCUUUAACAGUUUCUGAUUUCAGGCUUACAAUCCACCAGCUAAGAUAUUCCAUUUUGGUCUUUCUCUUGUAGUUAAGGGGGGCAGUGUACUUAAGGGGUGGGGGUAGUUACAUUUUGAAAAUGAAGACCAGGCAACAGAUUUCAUAACAAUAACCUAAGAACUUAGAAUCAUAGUAUCAUCAUAGAAUAAUAGAGUUGGAAGGGACCUAUAAGGCAUCAAGUCCAACCCUCUGCGCAAUGCAGGAAUCACUAUUCACUAACUUUUCCCCCAAAACUUGUAGCUGUGACAACCUGGUCAUAAGUUUGUAUGUGUACGUUUUAAGGGAAGCAGACUUAAAAAGUAUAAACCUGUGCCUUCAAUUAAACAGUGCCUCUGUAUUAACAGUCCAAGGAACAACUAGCUUCAUACAUGCACAGCUAGCUUCACACAUGCAGUUAAGUUUUCUGCUUUUUCAUCCACAUCCCACCCCAUCAAGAGUCCCUAACAGAUGGCAAAACACUCUUGAAAUUUAGAUUUUUAAAAGGGGGGGUGCAAAUUAAUGUGGGAGACUAUUAAAAAAAAAGCUGCCUGUACAUGUACAGGCUGUCACACAUGCUGACAUGACCUCUCUGAAUUGUGGCCAGUAAUCUUAGAGACAUUGCUAGGCGCACUCUGAACAAUGUAAUUUGUGUACUUCAGCAAGAACAUGUGGUUUUUAUUUUCUUCCCUCCUGUGCUUUGAAAACCAAUUCUGCGCUUUAACAUUUUCAUUUUUAAAAAAGCCUCAUUGUUGAUAUUAGGGAAUUUGCAUGAUAUAACCUGUGGUUUGAUCAGUGCUGUCAAUUAGCUUUUGUUUACACAUAUGGUUCUAACUUUAAUAUCUUUUGUUCUUCCUGAGUCUGAAAAUGCACCCUCUCUGUAAUGUGGUCAUAGAGCUCUCCCUCAUCAAAACCUUCGAAUAAACAAUUCAUUUGUAAUAAAA